Molecule: messenger RNA, 7717 nt
Organism: Daphnia magna
Lineage: Eukaryota; Metazoa; Arthropoda; Branchiopoda; Diplostraca; Daphniidae
Gene: cic
Product: protein capicua homolog
Exons: 12
Coding region: 412-6594 (2060 amino acids)
Biological process (GO): regulation of transcription by RNA polymerase II
Cellular component (GO): nucleus
Molecular function (GO): RNA polymerase II transcription regulatory region sequence-specific DNA binding; DNA-binding transcription factor activity, RNA polymerase II-specific
Source: RefSeq, a predicted model, not a curated record
GUGAACCGGUACCACUCGGUACGUACUACAGUGAAACUACUACAGUCUUCAUCUGGCCUUGUCGUCGUGUAGUGCAAGUGUUAGUGGCUCCCUCUCUGAAACAUAGACAUCGACUUUUAUUUCAUUGGCCACAUUACACAUGCCAUGGAAUGGAGGGAGAUGAGAGCGUGCUGGCUACGUGAAUGGCUGAAUUAUGCAACAGAGGAGAGCGGAGACCAGGUCACGGAAGGAGCAUUCGGCCGCUGGCAAGGGUCUUAUUAGCCAUAAGAGUCAAUCAGUUGGGCGGCUCGUCAACUGACGUUGUCGCCCGUCUUCUAGUGCCACCACCCAGUCAGACAAGUGUGUACUUCUACUAGCCGGCUGGGACUUGCAGUGCAAUAAUCGACGAGUGCAGAUCAGCCGCGCGCCAUCAUGUCUAACCAACACGAGUCGGCGGUUGUAGCCCGUCGCGUGCCCAAAAAGCGAAAAUUCGAUCCGACCGAAUACGAACAAUCGGCCGAUCGAACGUCGCCUCCUCGCCAUUACAACCAUUCUUCACAAGUGCCAGCAGCAAUGUCGGGACCGAGUUCGCUGAUCUCAUCGUCUGUAGUAGUAGCGACGAUCGCUUCGACGACGGCCAGCAGUCCUACGCUUCUUCCUCGAGUCGCCUCUCCUCCAGCGGCUCACGUCGAUCUCAACGAAUGGCGUUGCCAUCGUGUCCUCGCCAAAGUGGCGAGUCGCUACUUGACGGGCGUCAUUCGCAGUGGUCACGGGCACAGUGACGUUCUCGUCCAGCUGGAUGGACACGAACAGCCGACUCUUUAUUCGGAUGUCACUCGUGCCGGGAAAUUCGAUGUCAUCAGCGAUGCCAGUCCGUCGCCGUCUCAGUUGACGCUUGGCGCUAGGGUGUGCCUCCGCGUCGAAAGUCAUCCGCAAUUGGCCGUCUUCGUCGAAGGCGUUAUCUGCCAAAUAUCCAACAAACCCAUACAGUACCUCGUUCGUACCAUCGGACAAACUCCGGAUGUCGAAUGUUGGACCACUCGUCCGUCUCUUCGUCUCCUACAGCCGCCUUGGUGGGAAGAGCUGGAAAACGGGCCCGAACCUCUACUGCCACCAACUACAGAAACCUACCAGCCAUUGGUCCAGCCCGAUCCGCCGGUGGUCGAGUUCCACAAUGCGGUCGCCGACAGUUACCCAUCUCGCCCCGCGACGCCCGCAGAAGUUCAUGUCGAAGCUCAACAUCAUCACAGUGCGGAAGCAAUGAUGCCAAACACCCUUUCUAGUGGCAGUGAAGAGCUUGUACCUUCCGCCGGCCGUCCUUCGUACCACGAGUACGAUUACGGCGGCGAAAGCGACGAAGAUUUGAAAAGAGAGGACAUUACCUUCCAUUCGGAAUCGGGGUACACGGUGGCCGGUAGGUCGCUUUCCUUGACGCCCGGUGCUCUGGCGGACGGUGUAGGUGGUGUAGGGGAUGGCAAAUUUUCUGGCAGCAGUGGAAGCAAGCGGAGCAGUAUGCAAAGCCGCGGUAGCAGUUGCAGCAUUCUGGAUCCGUCGCCGGGCGGAAGUUUGACUCCCCGUUCCCAGCCGACGACGCCCAGUCCGUUCCCAGGCGCCCGCUCUCUCACCGGCACUCCGCAAAAAUACAAGAAAGGUGACGUUGUGGCCGGUCCGAGUGGCAUUCGCAAAAAAUUCAACGGCAAACAGUGGCGCCGCCUUUGUUCUAAAGAGGGUUGCAAUAAGGAAUCGCAACGAAGAGGCUACUGUUCGCGCCAUCUCAGCAUCAAGGGCAAAAAUCUGCGCUCUUCCGGCGCAGCUGCCUCCUCGUCCAGUUUGGGCGGUCUGACGUUCGCGCCAGGAGGCAACAAACUGGUGGUGAUGAAGGGUGCAGACGGCCACGAUAUGGACUGGGAGGAGACUCUGUCACGAGAUUCCGUCGAACCGUCUCCUUCCGGCAGCUAUAGUACGAGCAAUAGUACGCCGACAGCCGAGUCCGGUUUGCAGCGAUCGCUGCGGAUUGGAGCUGUUGCAGCUGCGGCCACCGGUGGUGGUUGUGGAGGUGGCGGUGGCGGUGGCGGUGGCGGUGGUGCAAGAGACGGAUUAUCUUUAGAAGAAACUGAGGCGGCCAAUAUGUUAGUUUCACUGAGUAAUUCACGCUCAACUACACCGGCUGCUCAUUAUGGAUUGGCAACGGAUCUCUCAUCGACAUCGCGUCACCUCCAAUCGCCACCCAACUCUCACGUGUUGACUGUUGGAAUGCGUCACAAUCUGUUUUUGCCCAUUUCUCAGCCGACUGCCAAUAGCACGGCCGCCUUGUCCACGUCGACGGGUGCAUUCCAACGAAGUCAAUUGGCCUCCUCUUCUUAUACGCAUUGUAAUAAAGAGUCCUCAAUUAUCCGGCCAGUUGGCCAUUCGAUGCCUAGGGCUAUUAUUCCGUCGCUUACUUCCUAUCACCAUCAACUUCACCAACAUCCCGGAGUUAUUCGACCAGAGUUACAGCGGCCCGGUUUACUUCCCGUUUCGUCCAGCACGAGUGUUAUCAGGAUCUCGCCGACCACCCAGCACAUGGCCCAACAUCCGGUCAGCUUUACGCCGCCUAUCGUCGUCAGUCAAGCCCAGAGUAGUCAGUCACCGUCGUCGUAUCCGUUGAAUUUGCAACAGCAACAGCAGCAACAGCAUCAACAUCAACAUCAACAUCAACAUCAACAUCAACAUCAACAUCAACAUCCAUCUUUUCAUCAUAAUAUGAUGGAUCCGUCUUCUACCAAUUCUCCGUCACCGGGCCAAUAUCAGCAGUCUAGUGAGGACUCCUCCAAACAUUGGUAUCGACACAAACAUCAGUCCGGCCAGCAAGGUGGGCCGCCACUACUCCAUCAAGCGUUGACGGGCAGUGCUCACUCUCACCAACGGCCAUCAACGUUGACGGUGAUUCAAACUGGCCACAAUCAGCCAGGUGGAUCUUCGUUGUCCAGCCCUGGUGGUGUGUUGAUCGCUCCCAAUAACGUCCCUCUGAAUCUUCACGUGGCCAAAAGCAAUCCAGCUCUUCACCAACCUUCUGCCGGACAGUCUAGUUAUUCCAUCAUCAGCCUAGUGCAAACAGAAUCGUCUGCUCAGCCGGCUCAUCAGCAGCCGAAUCAUCCGCAAUACAACGGGCAGGAAGAAAAUUUCACGGCGGCAACCAUCCGUCCGGCACCGCUGUAUUACCUGAUUCCUUCCAAAAGCCUGGUGGAAAAUUCUGCUAAUCACGUGCCUGUUCGCUCCAAUAACGGCCAUGUUGCCAAUGAGGAGGAAGAAGGUCGUCCAGGUAUUAUCAAAAUGCAUGCGUUGAAAGGAGGGUCAAAAAAGGAGCCACCUGCAUCACCGACUGCUGGUAGUCAAUGGUGGUCUCAGCAGAAUCAGGCCCGCAAUGGCCUCACUUCAACUCGUGUCGGUGUUUCAGCUUUCCAGACUGUUUCGACGGAUAAAUCGGGCCAUGAGACGGACAGUAAACAAGAGGAAAAUGGUUCAAAAGCGUCAAUGGAUUCUUCAUCAACUACAGAAACAGCAACCAUGGUGAACGCCGAAAACGGCGGUGGUGCGAGGGUGGCAUCCAGGGAAUCAGUGGGUGAACGGCGUCGUUCAUCCGUCACGCAAGAUCUGACCGAAUACACGUACUCGGUCGCCGGGGAACCUGACGCCGAGGUUGCCGACGACGACGACGUUUUCGAAAUGGAUGCUAGUGGUGGAGGAGCCGAGCCGGUUGUGCCUGGAAACAGUUCCGCUGCAGGGGUAGGAGGAGCUGUGAGCGAAGCGAAGCGCCGCACUCAGUCGCUGGGAUCUUUAACAGGAGAACCUAAAAGCCCACGCAAGGCCAAAGAGAAAGAUCAUGUUCGGCGGCCCAUGAACGCUUUCAUGAUCUUCAGUAAGAGACAUCGGGCCCUUGUUCACCAGCGCCAUCCCAAUCAAGACAAUCGGACGGUUUCAAAAAUUUUGGGUGAAUGGUGGUAUUCGUUAGGACCGCAGGAAAAGCAAAAAUAUCAUGAUUUGGCUUUUCAGGUAAAAGAGGCCCAUUUCAAAGCGCAUCCCGAGUGGAAGUGGUGCAGUAAAGACAGGCGCAAAUCGGGAUCGACCAGUUCGUCCAAAGGCGAUGCCAAAGAGCCUCGUGGCACGCUCGGUUCCACUGGAGAUUUAUCUGCCGAAGAACACAAAGUGGAUCCUCCUCCCGCUCCGCAACCACAUCCGUCUUCAAUUAUGGGACCACCGUCUGCUGAAUCGACCCUUAAUCUCAACGGUCAUCAGACUAAGGCCAACAAACUUCGCCGCCAGGCUUUAAGUGAAGACCUUUCUGAUGACGAUCGCAUGGAAAUCGACCUACAGUGUCGGGAACAUGUUGUCUCUGAUACGGAAUCCGAGGCAGAGAACCCAUGUGAUGUGCCUAAUAGCAAUUCUUCGUUGAUGCAACGCGAACCGGCCCUCUUUCCUCAACAACCCUUUGGCAGCCCGUCGUCAAUUGGACAAAACAACUCGGAGGUUACUCAUCGUCCUAAAGCCAUCAAAGCCAAACCCACACCUUUAUUUGAGGGCGACCCUAGGCCGGCAACAUCUGACUUGUACACUGGCGCACCCAGCGGUCCAGCAGGUCCGCAAGUCUUUCAUCCGACAGGAGGAGCGUUCAAAAGCAUGCCUUCACCUAAGGUGACAUUUCAACCGUCCUUUGACUUUCCAAAGUCUAGCCCUAAAGAACCGAAAGAAGACGCGAAAAGAUGGACAGGAUCUGUACCCAACAGCCCAGUUGCUAAAGAUGACGCAACAGUCGAAAGCAAACGUCCGAAAACACCGCCGCAAUCUUCAGCUGGAAUGUACACUUCUCUUCCGUAUUUCGGGCAGUUUGACAAUAUGCACCAUCCUCCAUUUUACCGUCCGGGACCGUCCAAUGUUUCUCAUGGGUUACCUAUAUCGAGUGGCUAUGCUCAAUCCACGUUGGUGAUCCCUUCCGGACCUUCUUUUACCUCUAUGUCGAGUAAGCAUUCCCUACCAGCUGGAUUCUACCCCCCUCAAGCACUUUUAGUUCGACCAACGACUUCACAGCAUGAACAGACCUACGUAUCGUCUGGCCAGAAUCACCAGAAUCACGUCACGCCCACGUGGUCGUUGAAGCCGUCGGUGAUCGUCAGUAAGGCUCCUUCAUCCGGCCAAUUGAAUAGUGGCAACCAUUCUUUAGCUCCAGCUGGAAGUAUUUCGAAUGGAACACCCAUACGGCCGCCUUCACGCGAGAUGAUUCCGACGUCAUCAUCGGCCCAGUGUUUUGCCGGUGUCAUGAACAUGAAAUCAGGAACGUUGUGCGGCACACUGACUCCUGUUACACUCAACGACUUGACUAGACCAGCUCGAAUCAAAGCCGUCACGGCAACCAUUCCUGUGGCCAGCGAGAUGGAGUACGCCCAGACUGCGCCCAGUCCCAACACGAGCAGCAGUCACAAUAAUAGCAAUAGCAGCACGUCUAGGCAGAGCAGUACUCCUAGUACACCCAGUACGCCUGGUGUGUCGGCUCAUCAGAGCGACCCACCUGGUUUAAUGCCUCCCCCAGAAUUACCCAAAUUUGUUUUGGCGCCUACCCCGGCUCAAUUGGGGCGUGCACCUUUUCAGCGAAGACAGUCAUCGACGCAGUCACUAUCACCGACUGGAUCUUCUUCUCAUAGUGGCGAAGAGGAACCUACAAGUCCAGGUGGUGGUUAUGGUUCGGCUCCUGUAUGCAGUCCCACUGUGGGAUCAGCUAACGUAUCCGGAGGAGGUUCAUUGCGCUGCUAUGCAGGUUUCACAGUUCCUACAUCGUCCACGCCAUCUACUCCCAACGUGCCUCCUUCUCCAAAUCAAAAUAGCAUGCAACAGGCUGCGGCCAAGAAGAGCAUGUUCAAGCGGACCAAAGAUGACGGAAUGGACAAGGUGUUGGAGCAAGUGAACUUUGACGAGAAAUUUUCCCACCUGCCAGAAUUCAAUCCGGCUGAUUGCCAAUCACCCAGUGCACUUUCAUUACCAUCCAGCCCGCGGGUGUUUGUGCAAAACUAUCGUCGAAAGAGAGUCGCUUCCACCACAGAAGAAGAGGGAGAUUCUGACGUGUCCAACACAAGUGCUACUCCGCAAUCGGGAGCUGUUGUAGGACACAAAUUCUUUGGGCCAGACUUUAGCCUCGAUGCCUUCAAAGCCGAAGGUAACGAAGGCGACGUUUGCCUUUCUCCCGGUACUCCGAAGACACCUGCCACGGGAAAAGAAAGUGCCGAAAAGAACUUUUCUUCUUUGCGGAGAAUCUUGGAUCAAAGAAGGCAAUUAGUGAUUCAACUUUUCCAAGAGCAUGGUUCCUUCCCAUCCACACAGGCUACCAGUCUUUUUCAGGCUUUACACCAAGAUAUUUUCCCGACCAAAUCCUGUCUUCAGUUGAAAAUUCGCGAAGUUCGCCAGAAAAUGAUGGCACAGUCUACGACUCCGGCUAGCGGCAAUAGUGUGGCCACCUCGAGCGUUUCAAGUGGAAGCAACAAUGCCUCAAGUAACGCCUCGGGAUUCAGUGGUAGUGGAUCGACCGACGCCGUCGAUGGGGAGGGGAAUGACGUGAUCGAUUCGGUCGCGGCCGAUGGGGGAUCGUAGAUGACCCUCAGCUAUACUGCAUAAUGCCGUAUGUGGCGACAAGACUUUGUGACAAUCCCACAAACGUUAUGGAUAUUAGUGACUGUAUGGAAACGCAGCACAUAAUAUUCCAAGAUACUCUAAAGGAUUUAAAAAAUAAUUGUUGAUUUCUUUUUUUUUUUUUUUUUAUUCUUUGAUUUGUUAGGUGAUCAUUUAACAAUUUUUAAAACGGUAUAGAUUUGUUGUUUCGAAGGAAAAAUCCUUUAGAUAAUUCUCGUGUAUUUUUAUGAUUGAAAAUUCGUUUUUCCUUUUUCUUGUUUUUGGUGGUCAUCAUUGGAAUAGGGUCACGUAAUUCUGUGGAAAACAGUCCAAUCGUGCUCCCAGGCUAGGACAGUAAACAGGCAAUUUUAAAUCUUUUUUUUUUUUUUUUUUUUUUGUUCUUUUUCUUCUUUAAUGGACAUACAGUUAAUUGUCGUUGUGAUUUUCGCUCACGAGACAUGAAUUGCUGCACAUUUCAAAUUUGAUUUCCAGUUCUCUCUAUUAAUACUUUUUGUCACAGUUAAUGUUUGUCCGGAUGGCACAAAAAGUUUCUACGUGUUGUUGUUUCCUUGUGAGAACACUACGUAACAUAAUAUGUCGAUGACAAAUUAAUUGUGAACGGUUAAACAGUUCAUUUGAUGAUUUUCUCUCCGUCGGCGUGGUUACGUUGAUUCAUAAAUAUGCUGGCGGCACGGUUAAAAAACGUUAAAAAGCUAGAAAUUGACACUUGAAUGUGUGUAAUAUGUGUCGAUGUGUGUCAUUUUUCGUUUCCCAUUCGACCGUUACUUUUUUCUGUCGAUGAAACCUUCCUUCUAUUUGUUUUAAUAUUAUAUAUUUAAACUGUGAUAGCCCUUUGUAUAACUUCAGCUUCGUCUGCGCGCCGUAAAGUGUUAUGGAGAUGUCGAGUACGUGCGCAAUGGUAUACAGUAUUUGGAAUUGGAAUGUUGAACCAUAAACGCUGAUUAAUUUGAGGAAAAAAUAAUACAGAUUUUUUGGAGAAAAAAAAACAACAAACAAAAACUGUCUUAUAGCCUUCCACUUCGUUCUUCAACGAUUGCAUGUUCGUUGAUCAAACGUAAGAAAUACACUGUAUUAAUACCACGAA